Etheostoma cragini (Arkansas darter) is the source of this 2886-nucleotide messenger RNA. It is a transcript of the gene fgf11a, whose product is annotated as fibroblast growth factor 11a. The record is from RefSeq and is a predicted model, not a curated record. Gene Ontology annotation, molecular function: growth factor activity; fibroblast growth factor receptor binding. The coding region runs from base 1246 to 1992 and encodes 248 amino acids. The transcript has 7 exons. Gene Ontology annotation, cellular component: cytoplasm. Lineage: Eukaryota; Metazoa; Chordata; Actinopteri; Perciformes; Percidae. Gene Ontology annotation, biological process: regulation of cell migration; positive regulation of gene expression; positive regulation of cell population proliferation.
UCCAUUCAUUCACCCCCUCCUUCUCCCAGCUGUGAAGCGGCGUGCGUAGCUGAAGGACACAACGCUGCGCUCUGCUGUGGGGUAGCGCGCUGCCGACAGAGUUGGAGAGCCCGAUCCGACGGGGGGAUAGAUAGACUCACUGCACUCCCUCCCUUUCUCCCUCUCCCCUUGUUCUUUCUGUGUCCCUGCCUGUCUUUCCAUCCCCGCGCUGUCUCGUUCAUGAAUGUCACCUCUAUCUCUGGGAAAUGCUGGAUUUAUCAAGCACCCUGUCUUUUUCCCCUUUCUCCCCCUUCUUCUUUCAGGGUGCGGGUGAACGCAAAGGGUGAUGCCAUGAGAGCUUGAAAGACAGUGAGGAAACAAGCCGCCCCCCGACCAUCCGCACCCCUUUCAUCCUCGUCCCAACGUGCAGAGCUGAUGCCUCAGGUCGGACAGGUCUCUACUUCUUGUUCUUGUUCUUCUUCUUCUACUUCUCUUGCUCUGACAUUGUUUCGGAUGGAGACAUUUUAAAGGUGAUGGACAGAAACAAAAGCAGCAGUGUCACUCCUGUUUUGGAGAGUUGACAUUCGGGCAUUUUUUUCGUCCCACUGAAUAGGUCCAGGGGUCUGAUCUGCAGGAUUGGGCGGGUUAAGAGGACUAAACGUGGUUUCUUUUUUUUUUCUUUUUUUUUUCUUUCUUCUUCUUGGGUCUGGUUUCAUCAUGCAGCGAACAGUUCCGUGGAGGAACCCUUUAAGGCAGGGUUGAGUCGAACUUCGCUGGAGCUCUAGGAGGGGGGCGCAGGCACGCUUGGAUUGGGACAGAGGCACCAGGGCACGUUGCUGGGCCACAGUGCACUGGUUUUUAGGUGGAUAACAACAUAACUUGUCCCAACAGAAGAACAGUGACGUAUUAAGACUUCACACUGAACCAACCUCGCAACCAGGAAACGGGACAACUAGAAGGACAUUUAAAGGCCAACGGCCAUCGCUCAAAGCCUCAACAAGAGCCAAUUUUCAGUUUUGGGUGGGCCCUUAACGGAUCCACCUUCAUUUCCUCCAGCUCCUCCUCGUUUCCUGCCUUUCUCCCCGCUGCUUUGCUCUAUCCUCAGAAGUCCCCACCUCCCCCUCCUCAGCUCUGCACCCCUCCCUCAGCGGUGCUCCGUCGCCCUGGGUGAGCGGGCAGGGGGGUGGCCCACGGUACCCCCCGACACCUGGGCGCCACCAAGCCGCCAGUGGCUGGUGAGGUGGCGGCAGGGUCAGCGCUGGGAAGAUGGCCGCUCUCGCCAGCUCCCUCAUUCGCCAGCGCAGGGAGGUCAAGGACCCCCAGGCAAACCGGCAGAUCGCCAGCAAGCGCAAGCCCUGCCCAAAGAGCAACAAGUCGCUCUGCCAGAAGCAAAUCCUCAUAUUAAUAUCGAAGGUUCGACUAUGUGGCAGUCGAGGGAGAAAAAUGGAAAAAAGACCAGAGCCCCAGCUGAAGGGCAUCGUCACGCGGCUUUACUGCAGACACGGCUUCUACCUCCAGAUGCUGCCGGAUGGCACCAUGGAAGGCACAAAGGACGAAAGCAGCUCCUUCUUGCAGUUCAACUUGAUUCCUGUGGGGCUCAGGAUAGUGGCCAUCCAGAGCACCAAGACGGGGCUCUACGUUGCCAUGAACAGCGAGGGCUACCUCUACACUUCGGAACACUUCACGCCCGAGUGUAAGUUUAAGGAGAGUGUGUUUGAGAACUACUACGUCACCUACUCCUCCAUCCUGUACAGACAGACCCAGUCGGGCCGGGCGUGGUACAUCGGCAUCAACCGAGAUGGACAGGUCAUGAAAGGGAACCGUGUCAAGAAGACAAAGGGAGCAGCGCACUUCCUGCCCAAACUCAUUGAAGUGGCCAUGUACCGGGAGCCUUCUCUACACGACGUUGCUGAGCAGAGUCCGCCCAGAAAAACGCCCAAGACCUCCAGUGAGUCGCCCGUGCUCCAGAACGGCAAGAAGGACCCUAAAUCCAAAACCAAAACAACGUCCUAGCGCUCAGAGACGCGGGUGGGGAGGAGAGGACGCGGCGGACACCAGAACACGGUUUUAGGGCUACCCCAUACCGGCGACACUGACCCCCUUGAGAACUAUGCGUACCACAAUGCAGUGGUGUACAGUUGGAGGGAAAAAAAAGGAGCAGAUCCCACCCACUCACACACACACCAGCCCAUCCACCUUCUUAUUAUAUUGUGAUUAUCAAAGCCUGGCAUAUAAAAGCAAUAACUCCACAAAGAGGCCAUCAGUCGCCUAGCAAAGAAUAGCAUGUCAGCGCAGCGUGUUUAACCUGCUGGAAAGGAUAUCCCACACACACCCUCCAGCCAUCUUCAGCGACAUCCUUCCAGCCGACCAAAUGUCCUAGCAAAAGUCUUCCUGGUUUUAUCACCAACGGGUGCAACGGUCAAAUCGGUCCCGCUGCAGCGCACACUUAACAAAUGGGAUGGGUUUUCGUUUGCCCACAGGGCUCCGUGCUAAUGUUAGCCGCACACAAAGCCAUGCUAAUGGGAGGCUGUCACAGAGACCCUUGCAGACUUUUUGUGCUGCAGCCAUCUGCUCAGUCCACAUCUUCUGUGUGUCAGCGACUUUGUGUGAUGGCCUAGAUACUUGUCAGCGCUGUGUGUGUGUGUGUGUGUGUGUGUGUGUGUGUGUGUGUGUGUGUGUUUGUCUAGAUCUUACUCAUUAGCUUUGGUCUUUGUGUGUAAUCGUUUUGUAACUGUGAUUGAAUAUCUGUGUGUCCAAUAUGUGCGGGGGGGAAUAAAUUAUAGGCAGAGAGAGAAGGAGGGAGGAAAAUAGAGGAUAAAUCAGAGGCCAAAUCAAUGAGUACGAGUCCUUGGGCAGAAAGCAAUAAACUCCAUUAACAAGGUGCAGCCACAUAAUUGGGAGAGUGUG